UUUCCCUCGCGCUGCAGACGUGAGAGCAGCUGUGGGUGUCGGCAGGUGGAGCUCCUCCAUCCCACUCAGACCUCCAGCAGGGUCCAGGACUGCCUCCCAGAAACGCGCUCAUCCACUCGCUCCGUAACACGCUCAGACCUCGCCCGCCCGCACGUGGAUCCGGGCGGAGAUCCACAGAGUUAAGAGCGCGACGCGGCGCGCGCGCAGCGGACAGGCUCGUGCCAUCUCCGCCGCUUUUAUUUGUUGUUUUUCUUUUAUUUGCAUCGUGUUUGUAAAAUGGGAUUCUGACAGCUGCAGGGCUGCCGGCGCCGUCGGCUCCUCCUGAGCGGAAAAUGAAGCGUCUCUGUCGGAGGCUGGCGGUGGCCGUGGCGGUGCUGGUGUGGCUGGGAGCGCUGGUUUACCUGCUGGUGCUGAGUCGGAGGAAGUUACCGGAGCUCGGUGCGGGAGCAGGAGGAGCAGCAGGAGCAGGAGGAGGUGCAGAGACUGGGAACGAGCAGAUUUCAGAGGCAGAAUGGGAGGACAUGCUGGAGGGGUUUGAUGAGCGGAGCUACCUGAACGCUCGGCGCUGGAAACCCGGCGAUGACCCGUACACCUUGUACGCCUUCAACCAGAGAGAGAGUGAACGCAUCCCCAGCGACCGCGCCCUGAGAGACACGCGGCACUACAGGAGCUUGAUCGGCAUCAUUCCAUCGAGCAGCACAGCUUCGGUAACUGGACCUGCACUGCACUGUUUGUUGAUGUGAGUGGACCAAGAAGCAUCAUCGUAGAUCCUUCUGUAUAACCGUC
This is a messenger RNA of Cyprinodon tularosa, 786 nucleotides long. RefSeq names its product polypeptide N-acetylgalactosaminyltransferase 14-like. The transcript is spliced from 3 exons. NCBI's taxonomy places the organism in Eukaryota, Metazoa, Chordata, Actinopteri, Cyprinodontiformes, Cyprinodontidae. The record is from RefSeq and is a predicted model, not a curated record. Bases 333 to 743 code for a protein of 136 amino acids.